This is a messenger RNA of Bombyx mandarina (wild silkworm), 716 nucleotides long. RefSeq lists its product as uncharacterized. Lineage: Eukaryota; Metazoa; Arthropoda; Insecta; Lepidoptera; Bombycidae. The record is from RefSeq and is a predicted model, not a curated record.
GAGCAAUACACACGCAAAUUUUUCGCCCCUGCUAAUAUUAAUUAGAUUAAAAUUAUAAAAAGGAUAAAAUAGUGAUUGUUUAAUGCUGUAAUUGUGUCUUAAUCUUACCUAUUCUCGCUGUUUAGUGUUAUACAACUUUUAGCAACAAUAAAACACACUUGUUUUGGCCGUAAACUUUACUUGCACACAUCAUGGAUCUGAAACUUAUAAAUAGUCUAGAAAGCCUCGAGAAGCUUUUCCAAACACGUAUGAACGACUAUGACCUGAAGCUGCAGAAGGCAUCUACCGGAGCUGUUCCAGCACAUGUCGAUAUUUCAACUUUAUCGCGUGAGUUUAAUGAUUUUAAAGCUUUUGUGUGGCAAACACUUUCUCAGAUGAAGACCCAGAUUGAGCUUCUCAGCCUCGGGUUGGAUAGGCAUGAGACCAUGAUGAGAAGAAAAGUUCUACUUCUACAUGGUAUUCCUGAAAAUAAAAAUGAAAAAUUGCACAAAUCUAUUGUUGAAGUUUUCACUAGAAACAUGAAACUCCCUGAAAUUUGCAUAGAACAUAUCAACAAUUGUCAUCGGCUCGGCAAUUCUCAGGGCAAAGUCAGACCUGUCCUAGUGCGUUUCUGCAGCAUGGAGCAUCGCAAUGUUGUAUGGGAUAAUAAAACCAAUCUGAAAGGNACUCCAACCUAUAUGGAAGAGACAAAGCCCCAGCCCAUCGCACAUUGUUGA